CUCCCCUCGCCUUUCGUCUUUCGUUCCCCGGCAAUCAACAUGGUGGGCUUUGGAGCCAUUGCCGCCGUGGCUUUCGCUGCGACUGCGCUCGCGGCGCCGACCAAGCAGAACAAGAGACAAGCUCCCGAAGGGGUCCCAGACUAUGUUCUGAAAUACGCCCCCAUUGUCUACCUGCACUCGCAAGACCCUUACCUCCCGUCUGAUUUCCAAACCCAUCUCUCGCACUCGUCUCCCAAAGUAAACUUCAACACGGUAUCCGGACCCUCCCCUCUGAACCUCGACAACCUCUCCGAGCUCGGCAGCGACGUCUACCUGACGUCCAACGACGACGUAACCACCAACCCAGACUGGAUCAAGGGCAUCCGCCCGGACAGCAGCGGCAAAACAAACGACGGCAUCACCACCGCCGUCGUCGUCAACGACAAGGGCAACGGCAACGUCGACGCCUUCUACUUCUACUUCUACACCUACAACUGGGGGGGACUGGUAGCGGGCAUCAAAGACCUCAACUUCGGCAACCACGUCGGCGACUGGGAGCACAACAUGAUCCGCUUCUCCAACGGCGCCCCGCAGUCCGUCUGGUACUCGCAGCACGCAAACGGCCAGGCCUUCAAGUACUCGGUCACGGAGAAACACUCAGACUCGCUCCGCCCCAUCGCGUACUCGGCGAACGGCUCCCACGCCCACUACGCUAUCGGCGGCACCCACGACCACACCAUCCCAAACUUCAACCUCCCCUUUGGCGUCCUCGAAGAUAAGACCGAGCGUGGUAUCCUCUACGACCCGCUCCUCGCUGCUUACUACUACAAGUUCGACGCUGCCAGCAAUACCUUUUCCGCCUACGAAGAGGGUACCCCGACGGCCUAUCUCGAUUUCGCAGGUCGGUGGGGCGACCAGGAGUAUCCUACUUCGGAUCCUCGCCAGGUUAAAGUCUUUGGGCAGGCCAAGUUCUCGAGUGGGCCUACGGGUCCCAGGGAUAAGCAGUUGAAUCGCGCCAAUGUGUGUCCCGAUAACGGGAACGAGUGUAUUCUGAGGGGGAUCCUUGUGCCGAGGAGGGUCGAGGACGAUUCAACAAUAUUUGAAGGUGAUGAGGUGCUGAGGUGA
Messenger RNA from Periconia digitata, 1104 nucleotides. The record is from the annotation of a GenBank genome assembly. NCBI's taxonomy places the organism in Eukaryota, Fungi, Ascomycota, Dothideomycetes, Pleosporales, Periconiaceae.